This is a messenger RNA of Nezara viridula (southern green stink bug), 1222 nucleotides long. The record is from the annotation of a GenBank genome assembly. NCBI's taxonomy places the organism in Eukaryota, Metazoa, Arthropoda, Insecta, Hemiptera, Pentatomidae.
CAACAAUACCUCCGAGGUUAUGUUGAGCUGCAGGACGUCAUAAUUGUUUGGAUCUUCCAAUAGUGUGUACUUUAAUGUGUCUACAUUUUAAUUAAAAAUGGGUUGUAGCUGGAGCAGCUGUUGUGGCAAAGAAGAGUCAGAAUUGGAUGUUGCAGAUGAACGUACUCGCCUACUCAAUGAUCCAGUAUCUGUUUCUACAGCAAUUCCAGUACAGAAUGAAGAUUUGCUAGUGCAGGGAUCGAAUUCCUCACCCAAGAGCACCGAUGAGCAGUCUGUGCUCAAUAAAAUACUUCAAGUGACAGCAACAAAUGUGAUAGAUGUUGCCGCUUUAGCCCCUAGCACAAUAGAACAGAAUGAAUACUUGGAAAGGAGAAGUCACUACAAUUCUAAACUAUCACCUGUAUCUUGGCAGACUGGUAUAAAAUCUCAGUGUUAUUUGGUGGAUAUACCUAUACCAGAAAAAGUUUUUAAUGCUAAUCCAAUAUCAAAUGAAAAUGCUUUGUUGAUAAAGCGAGCAGCCUCCAAAAUUAAAACAGCUCUGAGUGAGCUAAAAGUGUAUCAUAGUGAAGAUUUAAUAGUUCCUUUUGCUAUCCCGUGAAUUUCCUGCAAUGGUUUGAUAUAUUGAUUAAGUAUAACCUAACCUUACAUGUAAAUAAGCUUUGUUAAUUAUAUUUAAGGAAUAUUUAAACUUACCAUGUCAAUGUGUCAUAUUUAAUUGGGAAUAUUUUUUUAGUAUAGUGUAUAAUAUUUGUUUAUUGUGUGAUAAUUUUAUUUAAAGUAAUGGUUAUAUUGAAUUACCAUCAACUUUACUCCCAUAAUAUGUUAUGGUUGUAUCUAUAAUGGCAUUCAUUAAAGAAGUCAACAAUGCUUAAUUUGGAUAUACCAGGUAUAUUUAUAGUUAGAGCAUAUAUCUAUAUUUAUAAACUGAUCAUUUUAACUAUUGUGUUGUAUAAUAUUGAUUGUGUAUACAAGGAUGCCAAAAAACUUUUGAAUUAAUAUUCAUGAAAUUCUUAUAUUUUACGGAAGUGCUCUCAUAUAAUCUAUGCAUGUAUUGAUUGAUAUCUGUGAUGCACAUACUAAUUUAUAGGUAUAGUUUUAAAGUUAUGAACUUUUAUUUUUGUUCAUUGUUGUGUUUUGUGAUAUGAAUAUCUCAUGUUUAUUAAAUUAUUGUUUUCAUUUUUGUAUGUGAUCAUAAUUAAGUAAAAUACAUAGGUUGAAUUUA